This is a messenger RNA of Closterium sp. NIES-67, 2390 nucleotides long. The record is from the annotation of a GenBank genome assembly. NCBI's taxonomy places the organism in Eukaryota, Viridiplantae, Streptophyta, Zygnematophyceae, Desmidiales, Closteriaceae.
AGCCUCGUGCACUCUUCACACGUGUGGAUGGUGCCGCUCUUUACCGUCCGAUCCUCCUUAGGCGCCCCAUCGGCCAUCGCAGCCGCCCGAUUCGCCGCCUGGGCGAGAUCAACGGCCCUCGUCGCCCUUUCGCGAAAGUUCGCCAUCGGCUCUGUUACUUGUGGCAUUCUCUCGUCUCGUCGCGAAACCAGAUCGCCGCGUCUCGAGCCACUCUGCCAGUGUCGCAUCCCCGCAUCUCACUGGAUGCUGUCCCCGCUACAAGCGCGCUCGUUACAUACAUACCUCCAAUCCACAUACCUCCACCCGUGCCGUGCUGUUUCCUGUGUAGCUCCGAGAUCGUUUAUCCCCGCAUUUGUGACAGUAUCGGGGGUUCAAGGAGUAGAGAGUGUGACAAUAUCGAGGUAUCGAAGAGUAGCGAGUGUUACAGCGAUGGCUGGUGGCGGGCGGAAGCUCACUCAGCGUAAGAUCUCCGACGCACCACCGCACAGCACCGCUCUGCGCCGCUCCGCGCGGGCAGCAGCGGCUUCCGCCGCGGGCGCUAGCGCCGCUGAGGACGCCGCGAACCUCGGCGCAAUCGGCGCCGGCGAGGCUGGCGCGGAAGGCGCGGAGGGGAAGGGCGCGGGGAAAGGAGUUGCGGGGAGCAAGCGGGGGAGAGAGGUCCCCGGCGGGAGCGGGAAGGGGGAAGCUGCGAAGAUUAGUGAGGAUGAGGCGGAAGAGGAGGAGAAAGAGGAGGAGAAAGAGGAGGAGAAAGAGGAGGAGGGGGAAGAGGAAGAGGAGGAGGAGGAGGCGGGAAAGAAGCGCGGAGGAAAAAGGGGAAGGCCAGCUGGCAGAAGAGGACCACAGGCUAAGGGAAGUAAGCCAGCAGAAUCACGAGAACCAGAGUCACAGGACCCAGAGUCACAAGGCCUUGAAUCACAACCGUUAGAAUCACAGGAAGGGGAGGAGGUUGUUAGGGAGGCCAAAGAAGCCAUCACCGGAGGCCAGAAAAAAGGCCGGGGUAAAGCCGGGCAGGGAAAAACCGGGCAGCGGAAGGCCGGGCAGCCGACAAAAAAAGAGCAGUUGGAGAUGGCGAAGAGAAUGGAGGCGGAAGCAGAGGCGAGUAAGGAGCCCUGGAAGGUUCUCGUGCACCGAAAGCUGCGAUCUGAUUGGUUCCCGUACGACCCCAAGACCAUGCGGAAUGCUGACGUGGAUGGGGCGGGUGCUGGCGAGUCCCAGGAUCAGGGGGACGCUGACGUGGCGGCUGAUGUCUCUGCUGACGUGGCGGCUGAGGCGACGGCGCUGUGCCGAUUGGCCGAGAGGGAGCGUGCUGACGUGGUGUGUCUACAGGAGACGAAGCUUCAGGAGAAGGAUGUGGACGAGAUUCAGAAGGCCCUGGCUCCCUCGUUCCCCCACUCCUUCUGGAGCUGCAGCACUGCCAAGCUGGGAUACUCUGGCACUGCAGUCCUCUCUAAGGUCCCACCCCUCUCAGUGCGUUACGAAAUCCGUAGCAAAGAGCACGACAAGGAGGGCCGGGUGGUGACGGUUGAGUUCGCCCCUUUCUUCCUCGUGUGCUGCUACACGCCCAACUCGGGGGAGAAGCUCGUCAGACUGGACUAUCGCACGAAAGAAUGGGACGUCGCAUUCGGCAACUACGUCAAGGAACUGGAAAAGCAGAAGCCAGUGGUUGUCACUGGGGACCUCAAUUGUGCAUUUGGAGAGAUGGAUAUCUUUCACCCCGAGGGCAACCGCCGGAGCUCAGGGUUCACUGAUGAGGAGAGGAGCUCCUUUGCUGCUAACCUGCUCCAAGUGCCGUGGGACGGGGGAGAGGGGGGAGAGCAGGGAGAGCAGGACGAGGGAAAAGGGGGGGAAGGGGGGGAAGGAAAGGAAGGAGGGGAGGAAGGGGCAGGAGCAGGUAGAGAAGAGGGUGAAGGGGAGGGAAAAGGGUUGGUGGAUACGUUUCGGCGGCAGCAUCCCAAUGCUGUGGCGUACACGUAUUGGGGGUACCGGUCGAAAGCAAGACCGGCAAAUAGAGGCUGGCGAUUGGACUACUUUCUUGUGUCCCACGCUCUAACAUCAAGAGUGCACGACUCGUACACCAUGCCAGACGUCCCUGGCAGUGACCACUGCCCGUUGGGCCUUGUGAUGAAGAUGAACUAGUACCGUAUGUGUGCCUGCGAUCUUAGUAGACUGCACAUAAGGUAACACGUCAGCAGCAAGUGUGAAUGACUCGUACACCUUAUGCACACUUGCCAAAUGUGCCAUAUGUGCCACACUUGCCAUACGUGCCAUAUGUAUGUCCCUCGCAGUGACCAUUGCCCCUAGGGGCGUGUGCUGAAGAUUCGAUCCUAGUGUGUUGGUAACUCAUCGGACGUGAUGUAACAGGUACCAGUUUCACAUGAAUGCGUGACUUG